AUGCGCCGUGUUUAUAAACGACUCUGUCAGAAUGCUCUCAGCCACAGCACCGCGUCAGGUCGCGCGGCUUUUGCUACGGCUAUCGUUACGCUCUCCGCGGCUUGUAGCAAUAACGGAGGCAACAAUAAAAUCUCUGCGGCGCUGACCACGCCCAUGCGGUUUUGCUCUACCUCGAGUGACACGACAGCGAAAAAGCCUGUCGACAUCACUGACGAAGACGUUGUUAUUGAUCCAUCGCCUGCAGAAAAGGAUGGGUCCACUGGCGUGGAUGGGACUCCAUCAGCAUCAGCAAAGUCUAAUGAAGAUGCCGAGCAUGUUGUUGGGGAAUCGGAGGUAAUGGGCUUUAAGACUGAGACACGUCAACUGCUGGACAUUGUCGCCUGUAGUUUGUACACGGAGAAGGAGGUGUUUAUUCGUGAGCUGGUGUCGAACGCCAGUGAUGCUCUGGAGAAGCGUCAUUUAUUGGAGAUCAGUAAGCCAGAGGAGUACCCACGAGAGGAGAGCGAUGAGGCUCCUUUUAUUGCUAUUUCCUGCAACCAAAGCAAGAGUCGUUUUGUUAUCCGUGACACUGGCGUCGGCAUGACAAAAGAGGAACUUGCAGAGAAUCUUGGUACCAUCGCGGGUUCUGGAUCCAAAGAAUUUGUGCGACAGUUGCAGAGUGCUGCGUCUGGUGCUCAGGCAGCCGAAAAGAUCAUUGGCCAAUUUGGUGUUGGCUUUUAUGCCUCCUUCAUGGUGGCGAAGUAUGUGAAGGUCUACAGCCGUAGUGCGAAGAAGGGCAGCAAGGGCUAUCUGUGGGAGUCGGAUGGAACAGGUACAUUUAAGAUCACCGAGUGUGAGGGGGUGGACAAGGGGACUAAGAUUGUUCUCGACGUCAAGGACACAGAAAUUUCUUUUUGCACCCCUCAGGUAUGUGAGCGUGUUCUGAAAAAGUACAGUAACUUUGUUUCAUAUGAUAUCACGCUUAACGGCGGGAAGGUAAAUACGGUGGAGGCGCUUUGGAUGAAGGAAAAAAAUUCGAUCACAAAUGAAGAGCAUAUUGAUUUUUACAAGUUUAUCUCGGGCGCAUACGACAGUCCCAUGCUUCGUCUGCAUUACGCCGUCGAUGCCCCACUUUCCAUCCGCGCCUUGCUGUACGUUCCACAGUCCCACACUGAGAAAUACGGUGGUGGCCGUAUGGAGAGUGGCGUCAACCUUUACAGCCGUCGGGUGCUCAUUCAAUCCAAGGCAAAGGGGCUACUUCCGGAGUGGAUUCGCUUUAUUAAGGGUGCGGUGGACUCGGAGUCCAUUCCCCUCAACGUCUCACGUGAACACACACAAGAUGGAAGCAUGAUGCGGCGUCUGUCGACGGUGCUCACCAAGCGCAUCAUUCGUUGGUUGGAGGAGGAGGCAAAGCAGGAUCGACAAAAGUACGAGCGCUUCAUCCAGGAGUAUGGACCCUUCCUAAAGGAGGGCGUGUGCACGGAUCAGGUGCAUAAGAUGGAGUUGGCAAAGCUAUUGCGCUUUGAAACCACUAAGUCUGACAUCGAUUACCCUCUUGUAUCUCUUGACGAGUACCGCGACCGCAUGCUGGCAAAUCAGACUCAUAUUUAUUACAUCAACGCCCCCUCAAAGGAGAUGGCACUCCAAUCGCCGUACUAUGAGCAGUACAAGGAGCACGAGCUCGAGGUGCUUAUCUGCACCGAGCCCAUUGAUGAUUUUGUAAUGCAGCAUUUGGACACGUAUGCAAAACACAAACUUCAAAACAUUGAGAUGUUCGACUCCUCCCUUGACGGAAGCGUGCAGCACAAGAAGAAGCUGGAAGGCGACAAGGAAGACGUGAAGGUUGAGAAGCAGUUGACAGAUGCGCAGGUCAAGGCGCUAAGCGACUUCAUAGCAAAGCGCCUGGUUGGUCGUGUAGGCGUUGUGAAAUCUACAACCCGUCUGCGUGACAGUCCUGCUGUUAUUGCUGAUCACGAAUCGGCGCAGAUGAGGAAAAUUUACCGCGUCACUGGGCAGAUAGCGGGUCCUCCUCCGAAGUACAACCUUCAAUUUAACCCGAAGCAUUCUGUUGUGCGUAAGUUGUACACGCUGUCCAUCUCGUCUGCUCCGGAGGAGGUGGAAACGGCUGGGUUGCUUGUGGAGCAAAUCUUUGACAACGCAGUCAUCUCUGCGGGACUGCUGGAAGACCCGCGCUCAAUCGUCGCGCGCCUGAAUAACAUAAUGGCCCGCAUGGUUGAGAACGUGCCGGAGCCGACAGCGGACAAGUAA
This is a messenger RNA of Trypanosoma rangeli, 2247 nucleotides long. Its product is annotated as putative heat shock protein. The coding region runs from base 1 to 2247 and encodes 748 amino acids. Lineage: Eukaryota; Euglenozoa; Kinetoplastea; Trypanosomatida; Trypanosomatidae. Gene Ontology annotation, biological process: protein folding. Gene Ontology annotation, cellular component: mitochondrial inner membrane. The record is from RefSeq and is a predicted model, not a curated record. The transcript has a single exon. Gene Ontology annotation, molecular function: ATP binding; ATP hydrolysis activity; ATP-dependent protein folding chaperone.